This is a messenger RNA of Salvia miltiorrhiza (redroot sage), 2248 nucleotides long. RefSeq lists its product as uncharacterized. Bases 56 to 2248 code for a protein of 730 amino acids. The transcript is spliced from 6 exons. The record is from RefSeq and is a predicted model, not a curated record. NCBI's taxonomy places the organism in Eukaryota, Viridiplantae, Streptophyta, Magnoliopsida, Lamiales, Lamiaceae.
UGAAAAGAAAAUCUUACUUCAAUGGAUCAAGAGUCUUAAGUUUCCCGAUGGGUACAUGUCAAAUAUUAGCAGAUGCGUUGAUUUGAACGCUCUGAAGAUGCAUAACAUGAAAAGCCACGACUGUCACGUGUUCAUGCAAUUACUACUACCUGUAGCCUUUAAAGAACUUCUUCCUAAGAAUGUUUGGGAGGCAAUUACAGAGUUAAGUUGUUUCUUUAGAGAAUUAACAGCCCGCAAUAUCUCAAUACAUGAUAUGGGAAUACUCAAUGAGAAGAUAUCAGUUACUCUAUGCAAACUUGAGCGUAUCUUCCCCCCGAGUUUCUUUGAUUCAAUGGAGCACCUACCAGUUCAUUUGGCAGAUGAAGCACGAUUGGCUGGUCCAGUGCAGUAUCGGUGGAUGUAUCCUUUUGAACGAUAUUUGAGGACAUUGAAAAAUCAUAUCAGAAACAAAGCCCAGGUUGAAGCAUCCAUCAGCAAUGCAUAUAUACUAGAGGAAAUGUCCACCUUCUCUUCAUAUUACUUUGAGGAUCAUGUGACUACAAAGUGGAGAAAUUUGCCUCGCAAUAUUGAAGAGUCUGUUGAAGACAGUGAUGAUCCUAAUCAACUCUUAAUCUUCAAACCAGUUGGACGUCCGAUUGGGCGAAUGACAAAGAGAUACAUGGAUCCUAAAGAAUACAUGGCUGCGCAUAUGUAUAUUUUGAGCAAUUGUGCGGAGGUUGCAAACACAUAUAUCAAGAUCUUCGAGGACGAAAUGCGCUACGUAAAUCCUUCACUAACCGAAGCCGAGUUAGAGAGUGCUUUCGACAAGGAUUUUAUGUUGUGGUUUGGCCAUUAUGUGAUUCGCCCUUCUAACAAUGAUUUGAACCCGUAUAUCAAGUCGCUUGCAGCCGGGCCUUUAACUGAGAUUGAGACAUACUCCGGGUAUUUUGUGAAUGGCUAUAGAUUUCACACGACUGAUCUUGAUGGAGAGCGCGCAACUGUGAACAGUGGCGUGUGCAUAAAAGGCUCGGUCUAUGGUAGAGAUGUGCAAGACUUUUAUGGGCGUCUACAAGAGGUGUGUGUGCUGGAGUAUGGGGGGUAUCCAAUUAAGAAGACAGCCUUGUUCAAAUGUGAAUGGUUUGACUUGUCUGCUCGGGGAACUUCUAUUGAUACAAACUUCAAGUUGGUAUCAGUGAACCAGACAAGAAAAUAUCAGAAGUAUGAUCCAUUUGUUUUAGCGAGUCAGGCGGUUCAAGUGUUUUACUGUCCCUAUCCCAGUACGAACCAAGCAAAGAAAAACUGGUUGUCAGCAUGCAAAGUCAACGCAAGAUCAAAGGUUGAAGUCUCCACUGCUGCAUCUAACUCAACAUUAGAUCAACCGUUUCAAGAAGAGGUUGUUACUAUUACGUCUACCCACACAACUGUGGACAUUGACCCACCAAUUCUUGUUCAUCCCCUUGGUGGAAUCGUUGACAUUGAAGAUGACGAUGACCCAGAAGACGACGACCAACCAUUGACAUCUGAUGACGACGCCAGUAAUGAUGAUGACAGUUGUGUCUAUACUUAUUUGAAUCAAUUUGAAAUAGGUACCAUGUCUCAUCGUAGAGGAUUGUUGGGGUUUGGUAGUCGGUCUUCUGGGCCUGAGGCACAGUCCUCCUCAGGCUAUGGGCCGUAUAUUUCCGCUACUCCAGAGUCUGGUUCCCCUCCACAGAGCGCUGCUGCAUCUGGGUCUAGAAGGCCCAAAGGCAAAUCAGUGGCGCAGAUUAGGGCUGAGUGUGUUAGGCGCGACGGGAGGAUCCUCUUUCAGAGGAAUACUGUUGGUAAGUUGAUCGAGCCCCCGGGGAUCUCCACCUGCUGCACGAACUCGUUUAAGAGGAUUCCGAACCCAGGCGGGUACACGUGGAAGUUAACUCCGCCAACGGUGCAGGAGUUGUAUUUUGAGGAAUUCAAGAAAGAGUUUACUUGGAACCCUGAGGAUGAGGCUGAUGUGAAAAAAAUGUGGUUAGAAAAGGCCCGCAAAAGGUACAGUGACAACAUGAGCGAGUAUAAGAGACUGCUCAAGCAGAAGACCGAGGCAGGGGAGAUGAUGGAGACACCGCUGGGCAUGUCCGACACCUUUUGGAUGGGACUCAAGGCGUACUGGGAUCAAGAUGAGGUUAAGGCCGUUUCUAGGCGCGCACGUGAGAACCGAUACUCUGAGCCAGAUGGAGUUGGUACAGGGAUCAGUCGGCACGUUGGAGGGUCUCAGUCGAGUCGUAUUCUGCAGUAG